This is a messenger RNA of Diorhabda sublineata, 315 nucleotides long. RefSeq lists its product as uncharacterized. NCBI's taxonomy places the organism in Eukaryota, Metazoa, Arthropoda, Insecta, Coleoptera, Chrysomelidae. The record is from RefSeq and is a predicted model, not a curated record. The coding region runs from base 1 to 315 and encodes 104 amino acids. The transcript has a single exon.
AUGGUAGAACUUACAAAGCUUCUCAACAGAAUACUAUCAUCCAAAGAAGCUCCUAACGAAUGGAGAAAGAGUAUAACCAUUCCUAUAUUAAAAAAAGGGGGCAGGAAAUCUCCAGAGAACUAUAGAGGUAUAACGCUUCUAAACACAACCAUGAAGCUUUUUACAAAAAUCAUUGAAACAACAUUAAAUGAACAUGUAAACACAUCGGAAGAACAACAGGGAUUCAGGAAAAAUCGAUCAACUAUAGAAGCCAUCUUCACAAUCAGUCAAGUAGUUGAAAACACUAUAGAAUACGACAAGCUCGCGUAUAUGUGA